ACCUCUACUGCAGAUGAAAACACACAGUGGAUCUGCGGGUGAAUCGUUUGACAGUGAGUGGGGAUGUUUAGUUAGGUGUGCACAUGGUCUUCAUUUUACCUGUUAACACAGUACUCUUAAAUAACAUCAACGCAAGACAGGCUUAUGUGCUCCGUGCCGCUGGAUUUCCGACUAGUGGAGCUCAUAGUGUUAGCCGGCGUUGAGAUCUAUCACCGCACUGCAACAUCAAUAUGCAGAAGAAAGAAAGUCAUAAGCAUCUGGGAUGGCAUGAGGGGUGUGAUCAGUGUGCAGCUGGUGGUUACCAUGGUAAUGGCCAGCGUGAUUCAGAAGAUCAUACCCCACUACUCCUUUGCACGAUGGCUCCUCUGCAGUGGCAGUCUGCGUUGGUACCAGCAUCCCACGGAAGACGAGUUGAGGGCCUUGGCUGGAAAGCAGCAGAAAGGAGGGAAGAACAAGAAGGACAGAAAACACAAUGGCCACUUGGAAAGCAAGCCAAUGACUAUUCCCAAAGACAUUGACCUUCAGUUGGAGACCAAGUGUAUUGCUGAAGUGGACACACUGGCUUUGCACUACUUCCCUGAGUUCCAGUGGCUGGUGGACUUUACGGUGUCAGCCACAGUGGUGUAUCUCAUCACUGAACUGUACUUCUGUGUGGCCGAGCCCAGUGGGGAGAUGAACAUUAGUGUGGUGUGGAGUCUGCUGGUUUUGGCCUUUGUCAUGAAGAUCCUUUUCUCCCUCACGGCUCACUACUUCAGACUAGAGGAGGGCGGUGAGCGAUCCCUCUGCAUAACCUUUGCCGCCUUCUUCUUUGUGAAAGCCAUGGCUAUUCUUAUUGUCACAGAGAACUACCUGGAAUUUGGCCUCGAGACAGGCUUUGCAAAUUUUUCAGAAAGUGCCGUGCAGUUUCUGGAGAACCAAGGCCUUGAGUCCCAGGGCCCCAUAUCCAAACUGACCUUUAAGCUGACCCUGGCACUGCUCUGUUCUCUCAUUGGAGCCUUUCUCACCUUCCCCGGCCUGCGAUUGGCCCAGAUGCAUCUUGAUGCCCUCACCCUAAACAACUGCAAAGUCACACAGACUUUGCUGCAUAUCAACUUCUUGGGCCCCUUAAUCAUGGUACUGCUUUGGGUGAAGCCCAUAACAAAGGAUUAUAUAAGUAAUCCCACAUUUGGGAAAGAUAAUAUGCCUUUAAUGUCUGAAAAGACAUACGACACAUUGCGUCUAUGGGUGAUCCUGCUUCUAUGUGUGCUGAGACUAGCCAUGAUGCGGCACCAUCUCCAGGCCUACCUCAACCUGGCCCAAAAAGCUGUCUUGCAGAUGAAGAAGGAAGCUGGACGCAUUAGCACCGUGGACCUCCAAAAGAUGGUCGCACAAGUCUUUUACUACCUAUGUGUAAUAGCUCUACAGUAUGUUGCACCUCUGGUGAUGCUUUUACACACUACUUUGCUGCUAAAGACAUUGGGGGGAUAUUCCUGGGUGAUUUACCCCGAAGAGAGUUUGCCUUGUCUAACAAAUGAGGACACUAACCCAGCUGAGGUGGGGCAAGCGGAGAUGCAGGCUUCUCACACUGUGGCCCAGUUAUCGGUUGCCCUCGGGGGUCUGAGGACUGUUUUCACCCCCCUGCUUUUUAGAGGGCUCCUGUCCUUCUUUACUUGGUGGAUUGCCGCCUGCCUGUUCUCCACCUCAAUCUUCGGCCUUUUCUAUCACCAGUAUCUGAUGGCUGCAUAGCACUGGGAGGGAUUGGGGCACCCGAGAGCCCGGACUCUUCUGACUGACCUGUGCAGCACAAAGCCCUGCAACAUUCCCCUGUCUUGCUACCAUAUCAGCAGAGUUCUUCUGUGACAGGCUUCUGCCUUGGACUUCAUAGUUUAACCUAACAAAUAGAAAAAUAGUAAUAAUUCAGUCAUAUUCAAAGGGUGCCCUUGAACCAGCAGACAUUUUGAAAAGUUUUAAAGUCUUAGCCAACUUUGGGAAAGCAAGAGAUCACACUUGGUCAUACUGUAUUUUAUUUUUUAAAGUUCAAAAUGGAUGAUAUAUGAUUUUCAAAAGAGCUAAGGAUUUUUUAAAUUGUUUUUAAUGUUGUUUUACUUCUCCAAAGUAGAAAUUGCUGUAGGGGAGGUUGUCAUGACUUGUACGUUAAAAGGAUAGUCCGCCAAAAAAAAUGACAAUCUUCGUUUACUCAACCUCAUGUUAUUCCAAACCUAUUUGACUUCACAAUCAACAUUCACUUUGCAUCUUUAUACCAUAUAAUAAAAGUGAAUGGUGA
Myxocyprinus asiaticus (Chinese sucker) is the source of this 2263-nucleotide messenger RNA. Its product is annotated as transmembrane protein 161B-like. The record is from RefSeq and is a predicted model, not a curated record. Lineage: Eukaryota; Metazoa; Chordata; Actinopteri; Cypriniformes; Catostomidae. The coding region runs from base 145 to 1725 and encodes 526 amino acids. The transcript has 13 exons.